GCACGUCAGCAACACUCACACCACACAUAUAGCCGUCACAUUCGCACACACGCGCUAAGUGUGCCGUGCAGUUGUUGUUUUUUUUCAUUUUCGAGCGGGGACAAAUUAACAAAAUUCAGGCGCACACACAACAAACACACGAAACAAAUCGGAUCAACUUUUCGCCAGCGUGGUAGGAACAGCUAAAAGAAAAGAAAAGAAACGAAAAGAAGAGGAUAGAAGAGAAGAGAAGGGAAGAGAAGGGAAGAGAAACACGCUGCCAGACGCCGAGCAAAGCGCAAAUCAAGCCUUUGCCAUGGCCGAAUAUUGGCAACAGCAGCAACAACAACAGCAGCUACAACAGCAGCAGCAGCAGCCGCCAACGCAGCAACAGCAGCUAACAAAUGGAGCAGCAGCUCAUAAUGACUCAGUCGCCGCUGCCUCUAUCGCUGCCUCAGUCGCUGACUGCAAUGGGCAGAGUAACAACAACAACAACUAUGUUAACUUCAAUCAGUUCAUCACGCAGCAUAAUUUACACAGCUCCAAUCUUGGCUACAGCAGCGGCGGCGUCGGCAGCGGCGGUGCCUUUGGCCUCACGCCCGCCAGCAGCAGCGGUAGCGCUGCCAACAACUCCAGCUUUGGCGUCGGCCAAUAUGCGGCGCCUAUUUUCGGCUACCAGAAUGGCGAUGGCGCUGGCCAAAAUUGUCCCAAUUUGUACUCAGCUUUUGGCAAUAAUCCAUUUGCUGCGCCUGCUGCCGCCGGCGCCGCUUUCGAUUUUAGCGCUUCCAAGCUGCAGGCGACGGCACCCGAAUUUGUGCCCAACUUCGCCAAGCUCAGCCUGUCGACGAGCAAAACCAACAGCAGCAGCAGUAAUAGCAAUAAUAAUAAUAAUAGCAACAACAGCAACACUGCCACAACACAGCAGACGCCACAUGAGGCAGCUAGCAGCAAUGCUCAACGAGGCUUGGCGAAGCCGCUGGCUGGCGGCAAUAAUACUCGGCAGCAGCAGCGACGCCAGGACUAUCGCGAAGAUCGCCACGAGGAUCGCUAUGAACGUGGCAAGAAGCCGCAGAAGCAGCAGCGCUAUGACAAUCAUCGCAGCAACAAAAGACGCGACGACUGGAAUCGCAAUCGUGAUCGCAUCAAUGGCUAUCCGCGCGCCGCUGACGAACUGGACACCAGCAACAGCAACGACAGUGCGCAGCCCUCGCCCGAGAAGCAACUGCCACACCAAGUCUCCCCUCGCCGAGCGCCCGACAAUGAGAAGCUGUCGCAGCGGGAGAAGCUGAUGCGUGACAUCGAGCAACGUCGACUGGAGUGCUUAGUGUGCGUGGAGCAGAUCAAGGCGCAUCAUGGCACAUGGUCGUGCCAGAACUGCUAUCAUGUGCUGCAUCUCAAGUGCACCAUCACCUGGGCUAGCAGUUCCAAGUCGGCGGAGGGCUGGCGCUGUCCAGCCUGCCAGAAUGUGCUGCAAGAGUUGCCGCGCGAAUAUCUCUGCUUCUGUGGCAAGCUGAAGAAUCCGCCGCUCACACGUAACGAGCUGGCCCAUACUUGCGGCGAACUCUGCUGUCGCGUUGAGGGCUGCAGUCAUGCGUGCACCCUGCUCUGUCAUCCGGGCCCGUGUCCGCCGUGCCAGGCGAACGUGUUGCGCAGCUGUGGCUGCGGACGCACUUCCAAGCUGAUGCAGUGCGCCAUGAAGCAGCAACUGCAGUGCGAGGCCACCUGCGACAAGCCACUCAACUGCGCCGAGCAUCGUUGCCAGCAGUUGUGCCAUGCGGGCAAAUGUGAGCCGUGUGCGGAACAGGUGGAGCAACACUGCCACUGUGGCAAGCAGCAGCGCGAGGUGCUCUGCACCAAGGAGAGUCAGGAUAGGCGCAGCUAUUCGUGCAAGGAGUGCUGCGGCAAGCCGUUGCCCUGCGGCAAUCACAAGUGCAAGGAUUCGUGCCACGCCGGCGCCUGUCGUCCCUGCAAGCUGAGUCCGCAGCAGAUCACCAGUUGCCCCUGUGGCAAGUUGGCAGUGCCUCCGACGCAGCGCAGCAGCUGUCUGGACCCGGUGCCGACGUGCGAGGGCGCGUGCAGCAAGACGCUGCGCUGUGGCAAGCCGGCGCAUCCGCAUCAGUGCGCCAGCAAAUGCCAUUUGGGGCAGUGUCCGCCGUGCCCCAAACAGACGGCCGUCAAAUGCCGUUGCGGCCACAUGGAUCAGCUGAUCAAGUGCCGCCAGCUAUCGACCCGGGCGGAUGAUGCACGCUGCAAGCGCCGUUGCACGAAGAAACGCAGCUGUGGAAAGCACAAAUGCAACGCGGAAUGUUGCAUCGACAUCGACCAUGCCUGCCCGCUGCCCUGCAACCGAACACUGAGCUGCGGCAAACACAAGUGCGAUCAGCCCUGCCAUCGGGGCAAUUGUCCGCCCUGCUAUCGCAGCAGCUUCGAGGAGCUCUACUGUGAGUGCGGCGCCGAAGUGAUAUAUCCACCGGUGCCGUGUGGCACCAAACGGCCGCCCUGCAAACGGCCCUGUUCGCGCACCCACGGCUGCGAGCAUGUGCCGCAGCACAGUUGCCAUGCGGCGGCCAGCUGCCCGCCCUGCAUGAUGUUCACCACGAAGUGGUGCCACGGCAAUCACGAGCAGCGCAAGACGAUACCCUGCUCGCAGGCCAGCUUCAGCUGUGGCUUUCCCUGCGCCAAGCCGCUCGCGUGUGGCCGCCAUAAAUGCAUACGGCCGUGCCACGAGGGCGAGUGUCCGCAGCCGGGCGAGCUGUGCCGUCAGAGCUGUACCAAGCCUCGUCUGUUGUGCGGCCACAAGUGUGCCGCUGUCUGCCACGAUGGCGCCUGUCCAGAGACGCCGUGCAAGGAGCUCGUCGAGGUGCAGUGCGAGUGCGGCAAUCGCAAGCAGAGCCGCAGCUGCCAGGAACUUGCCCGGGAGCACAGUCGCAUUGCCACCGCCCAGCUGGCCUCCUCCAUGGCGGAGAUGUCGCGCGGCAAUUACAUGGAGCUCAGCGAAAUACUUGCACCCACCAAAAACAACAAAUCCAACAAAACUUUGGACUGCAAUGAGGAGUGUCGUCUGCUGGAGCGCAAUCGCCGCUUGGCCAUUGGACUGCAGUCUCGGAAUCCGGAGUCGCAGCUGAAGUCGCUGACGAAGUACUCGGAAUUCUUGCGCGGCUUUGCCAAACGCAAUCCGGUACUAACCAAGAGCGUCUACGAAACGCUCAGCGAUCUGGUCAAGCUGGCCAAGGAGAGCAAGCAAAAGUCGCGCAGUCACUCGUUCCCCACGAUGAAUCGCGAGAAGCGUCAAAUGGUGCACGAGCUGUGCGAAGUGUUUGGCGUUGAGUCCGUCUCCUACGACAAGGAGCCCAAUCGCAACGUGGUCGCCACCGCGCACAAGGAACGCUGCUGGUUGCCCGCCACUAGCGUCAUGGAUGUCCUGGCCCGCGAGUCCGGUCAGCGUCGCGUCCCGGUGCCCAGCAACAAUGUCUGGGGAAUCAAGAAGUAGCAGGAGCUGGUGCCCACAACAGUUAAUCCGUUUAUACUUGACAAUACACGCAAGACACACAUUUUGCAACGUUUAAGCAAAGAAUUUCAUUUUCUUUCUUUUAAAACGAGCCUGAAGGCACAACUGCAUAGUUGGCGAAACGUUAAGAAAUUGGCUGAUGGAUAUACCAAAAUGAUUGUAAGCAGAACGGAAUGCAUAAACUAAAAAUAAUGAAAGAAAAAUAGGAAAAAAAAACAAAACUGUUUCAACUGUUGUAUGAUGAAUUUAUGUAAAGCUGAAUCCUUUGAUUACGUUGCCUAUACUGAAUAAUAAACAAGAAAGAAAGCAA
Molecule: messenger RNA, 3797 nt
Organism: Drosophila grimshawi
Lineage: Eukaryota; Metazoa; Arthropoda; Insecta; Diptera; Drosophilidae
Gene: stc
Product: protein shuttle craft
Exons: 5
Coding region: 296-3469 (1057 amino acids)
Biological process (GO): negative regulation of transcription by RNA polymerase II
Cellular component (GO): nucleus
Molecular function (GO): zinc ion binding; RNA polymerase II transcription regulatory region sequence-specific DNA binding; DNA-binding transcription factor activity, RNA polymerase II-specific
Source: RefSeq, a predicted model, not a curated record